ACGCUCCCUUCGGCCCCGGUGCAUUGUGGGUACGGAAUUCCCUAGGCCGAAGGGAGCCAGUGCGCAGGUCUGAAAGAAACUCCAUGAUUUUUUUUGGCACGAAAUCCUGGAGAAAAUAGGAACUUGAAACUGGGAUUAAUGGGAACAGGACAUUACUUGAAGCACAUUAAAACCUUAACUCGUUUUCACGUGCUUAAGAAGCUUAUAUGUAUAUUGACGCUUUGAAUGAAACACUCGGUUUGUCGGUGACUGAGUGAGAAACUCGAGAUUUAAGACCAAUUUUUGGCGACAAUGCAACGGGCGCAAUAAAAAACCCCAGCUAGCGUUAUUGCUCUUUGUUUUUAGGCAGGACGGACGUAUGGCGCAAAGAGAGAAAAGGUAGGAAAGUGCUUGAAAAAUAGUGCAGUGGAGUAUAAGGAGCUCCGAGCAGCAGCACUUGGAGCUAAAGGCUGUCCGAAAAGCUCCGCUAUCUCUCGCCUCUGCUUUGCAACGCGGCUAACAAGCAGCAAACUUCGUAAACAGAGGAGAUUGUGAGAGUUGAGAGAAAUCUUUCCAAAGCCAAGAGAGACCACUGGGAGUAAAGAGACGAGAGGCCAGCCUGGUUUCACCAGAACUGACUUCAGUUGUGUUGGGCGCUGACAACACUACUUAGAAUGUCUUUAAUGGGGUGGAUUUUAUGGAUGUUGCUGACUCCGGCUAAAUAAAGAUGAAAAGGAGCUGGAUGAGUGUGAGCCAAAAUGACUGGGGGCAGUGAGAAGGCAGCAGGAAAAAAAGAUGGUGGUCCAACGCUCACCGCUCAGGUCCCUGUUGGUUGGCAGAGAAAAGUGGAGGAUGGGGCAGUGGCUUACAUUAGCCCAAGUGGUACUGUUCUGUGUUCUGUGGAAGAGGUGAGGGUGUAUCUGUUAACAGAUGGCACAUGUAAGUGUGGACUGGAAUGCCCACUGGUCCUUCAUAAGGUGUUCAACUUUGACCCUUGUGCAGGGGUUAAUGCUCAGAGUCAUCAGUCAGGGAAGGUGGAAGAAGAUAUGACCAAACUGUGCAACCAUCGCAGGAAAGUGGUCGCCAUGGCUGCUCUGUGUCGGAGUAUGCAGGCUUCCCAAAUACCAUUACCAGCUCAUGGCUCAGGGAGUGGUGUGUGCUCAGUGGAUGGAAAAGAUAAGAGAGUGUCAAUAGUGGCUCGAGGAGAUGUAGCCCAGCGCACAUACACAACCCAGCUGACACUGAACCAGGUCAGACCCAGCAGCAGUGGCAGCUUUCCUAUGCCCUUGCCUCUUCUUCAGAAUGGAUCUGUAUCUCACACCACCUCUAUACUGACUUCUGAUCCAAACCCACCUUUAAAGAAGACUUCUCCCCAGUCCCCAGGACCCAGUGUAACUGCUUAUGGGAAACAACAUUGGAGCUCUCAUCCUGCCCUUACCCAAACCAUUCUCCAAAGAGCACCUCAUAAGCCAGUUUCUCCCAGCACUACAAAACUAGACACAACCCACAUGUACCAGACAGACUCUUCCCUUCCCGUAACAUUUUCUUCACCACCCUCUUCAUCUUCACCUGUGAUUGCUAGGGCAGGACAGCCUCAUCUACAGGGAACAGUGAAAUCUUCUCCUCCUCCUCCUCCUCUUUCUCUAUGUUCAUCCCCUUCUCGUGCUCAGGACUCUUUCUCCCCUCAUCAGCGAUCUUGUCACUCCUCUACCUCCUCUCUCUCUGAGGGAGCUCCAGGAUCCAUGUUCGCUCAGGGGGUGAAACCUUCCCAUUCUCCUCUGCCUCCCGCCCAACCUUGCUCUUCACCCAAACUCUCUGUACCCCCGGCCAGCCCACGCAGUCGCCUGGAGGGCAUUUUGCAGCACUACAAAGACUGCAGCACCACCAACCCUGACUCUACUCAACAACACCACACAUUCAGCAGCAAAAACAAACUUGAAACUCUGCAGAAUCCACAGCCAGCCCAGAAUAAUUCCUGUGAUAAAAGGAAUGGACCAGUACUAGGUUCUGCCCCAGGACUGAUUGGUCUCCCUUUGGGACAGAUCCUGUGUCAGCAGAAGAGCCAGCAGCACAUCAGCAACUCCUUCCCAGCUAGUAGCCUCCUUUCUGCAGCAGCCAAAGCCCAGUUGGCCAGCCAGAAAAACCAGAGUCAGACCAGGGCUGUAGAAACAGCCAUGGACAAGGAGCAGCAGUCCAAGGUAUUAAUUAGCACUUUAAAUAGUAGCCUCAACACCCCUACAGCCCCAACCCAGACUUUGACUGCUUUUUUGCUUCCUAAUUCCCCCUCUCUCCCUAUGUCUAACCCUGCUCAGUCUGAAAAAAUAUUACGUCGCAGACGCCAGCGUCGCUCACCCACUGUUCUUAGCAUGCUGAAAGAAUCGCAGAUAAAUCGAACUGUGGGAGACCUGGUUGCGUCCGCCGCUAUUGUCCCUUUUCCUUCUUUAUCGUCCUCUAGCUGUCCUCCUCCUGUCACUCUCUCAGAAAACCACCUCCAGCCUGCACGCUUGUCUGGUGCUCCUCCUUCCACCACUUCUGUGCCUAAUACUGUACUAAGGCAGAUGGAAUUGGAGGAGGGAAAAAGAAUGCCUCUUUCAAAUUCCCUUCCUCUCUCCUCACCCCCUGCUUCAUCUCAACCUCUCUCUGCCCUGCUUCAGCUCCUCAGUAUGCAGACCGCCCACAACAACACCACUCUGCCGACGAUACCACCCAGCAGGAACAUGAUUGUGCCGGCUUCUUCACCACCUUUGGUGACCUCUCAAAUGCCUCACUAUGACAGCCAGCUUGGACAACAAACACAUAUCCACAUAAAACAGUCUCAGACCCAAACCCUGGUGCCUGCUUUGGAUCCUCUUUCCCAUCUGACAUCUGCUCAGUCCCUUUCUCUGACGUGUGAAGACACGGAAGGAGUUGCAGUAAACCUCAAAACAACAGCAAACAGUGCAGUUUUGAACUUGAGCCUGCCUAACACAAACACCGGUUCAGGAAGUGAACCUCCCAUUAGCAGUCGUACCCUUGGUGUGAUAAGCCAGCUGCCCUCAGACACCUGCAUGUCUGCUUCCACCAUUUCAGACAAAACCUGUGGAUCCAAACUAGGGGAUAUGGGACCUGAUCAUAACAUUUACCAAACAAACCAGCCAGACCAAAUCCAGGCUGCAGAUAGUGAUGGUCCUGUAAUAUCAGAAGAACAGCAGAAUUUGGAGACUAAACUACUUUCUAGCUGUGAUCCUGAACCUAACCUCUCCCUAACCCAUGCACCUGGCACCUCUUCAGCUGAUCUCCCAAACUCUGCGGCUGACCAUGCAAACACCUUGCAGCUGGCUGAGUCGUUCCCCUUCAUGACACAGGAACAGCUGCUCCAACUUCUUUCCUCCAAUGCAGCCCUGCCUUCGCUUCUUCCCCCGUUCUUAGGUUCUCUGCCUCUUGGGCUCUGGACAGGCACUCAGGCUCCUACAACCGGAGGCACCCAAACUCCACAAGGAGCAAACAACCUCCUCAACCAGGCUUCCCCACUCAAUGUUUUGCCUUCUGCACUGGGACCUCAGGGGGACCUUCCUCUUAAUCUUGUUAGUCUAUUAAAUCCUUCUGCUCCAGGGCCUCCACUGGCUCCAGGUGUAGCUCCAGGGCUUGAAGCUGGUGAAAAGAACCCUGGACUUCAGGCACUGCUCAUGGCAUCUUUGCUUUUUGGGCAGAAUCCAGCUGCCAUGCUCCCAUUGCCAGGACUCAAUUUAGAUCUCCCUCCGCUGCAGCAGGUAUUUGGGGAAGGAGUGACUCUAGAGAAGACCCCUCUGCUGGACUCUGUCUUGAUGGGGCCAGGACUCUUAGAUGCUCUCCAGGCUUUAGCGCCACCUGCAGAUGGCCAGUCGCUUUUGCUCUCUGCCCAGCUCACUCAUCCUCCCCCUCCUCCCUUCCUGUCCCUGAACCCUGCACUGCUGGCUGCAGCUCUUGCACAGGCUGAAACCCUUCCCAACCACACACCAUCCCCCCCACCUCAUACUCAGGGGACAAUUUCCAGUCCUGCACUGGUUUCUACCUCUGUGUCCUGUACCCCACUGUUACCGGUCACUGGACAGGAAACAUGUGACUCGCUGACCGAGCAAGAGAAAACUAACAGCCAGACACCUCAGUUUCUUCCUACAAUCUUGUCUCAAGGGGUCCUGGGUGACCUGGCAGCUUUGGGGAACAUUAAUAGUCUACAUAGUUUACUAGCAGCUGGGCCUUUGUUGCUGUCCCAGGCUCCGUCACUGGGAAUGUCACUGCCACAGAACCAGGCUGCCCUUAACCCACUAACGUGCCUGCAGCUGUCUAUGGGUCCAACACUAAUGGGUGAGAAACCACUGGCAGUACAUGAGACCACACCUGCACAAGAAGAGCUCCCAGCUUCCCAUCUUUGUGAGGAAUCCCUGCUUAACCCUGGCCACCUACAACCGCCUACACAGCAGAGGGAAGAGACAGCUGGGGCUGAACCAGGGCUUAUUGACCCAUAUGGAUCCUUUAUGGAUACCAUCUACACUUCCUUCCUGCAGGUGAGUGGGCGUGGCUCAGAGGGAGGGAGUGACUCUACCCCGCUCUCAUACCCAGAGCUCGCACCUUCUCUUAGUCCUCGGCGAGCAUGCUCGGUGCACAAUCCUGACCUGUCCCGUCUCAGCAUGGAAGCGGCCCAGUCUCCAGCCCGCGGCACACCCAAACUCAGCGAAGACCCGCCCAUCACUCCACCUUGUAAAUCUGCAGAGUCUCACCCACCAGAUGCCCCCCUUCAUCUCACAUUUAUGGAAGAGGCAAAGACUGAUGGCUCAGCCAAGCUGUGUGUCUAUAGCAAUGGCAUAGUUUCAGGAGUGAGAAGAGAUGAAGAUGGGGAAGAAGAACAAAGACAGGCACCAGAAUACUUGAGCCCCAGAGAGAGAGUAAGCAUUGACCCAGUGGAUGAGACCAUGGGUAACAUGGACACAGAGCAAGGGAGGUUUGCAUGUUUUCCCUGUUCUUACAGGGGUUUCCUCCAGGUACUUCAGGUUCUCCAGAGUCGAAAGACGUGCAUUGUUGGCCGAUUGGCAUCUCUAAUAUGCUUUAGAAAUUCGUACAGGAGCCAGGAGGGGAAGAAAACGAAAACAAACGCUGCAGAGAGGGCCUGAGUUUCCUGGAGAUAUUGAGCGCAUCAUAGAGGAACCAGCAGCUACAAUAGCACUGCAGAGGCCAGCGAGAGGGAAAAGGCGGCGUGUGGUCAGAUAGAUGUUCUAACAGAAGCCCUUAUUCUACUGUACUUUACACACCAACACCAGCACUGUCAGUAUGGCAAACCCACAGUGUGCAAUUGAGCAGCAUUGUGUUGUCCUGCAGAACGCACUCCAUCUUAAAAGCCUAGUUACCCGUCACGCCUUCUUCUUUCAUCAUUCAUUCCCGCUCUUGUGGAUUUGACCCGUUGUUCUGUUACAUAUUUCUAGCCACAGUGACGAGAACAAUACAAGUGAUAGAGUUGGCUAGCCAACACUACUGCAUAGGAUCUUUCCCUUGUUUUACUCUCUAUAUUAAUGAUGGGCCUGUAAUGCCCUCUAUCUGCCAACCAUUGUUACUGCAUUCCCUCUAGUUCAUUUCCUACCUACCAUGUAUCAUGCUGGAGUAAUUCUGGGAUAAUGGCCCAUGAAAACUUUGACUGAAAACAAUUAUUUACAGGCUUAACCUUGUCAUUACUUAUGUGAUGACUUACAUAACCUCAUGAGUAGAAUCUCCUUCUCACACAGUGUUGUGUGUAAGGAAAGUAUGUACUGUAUGUGUGUAAGUUGCGGGGGCCGGAGUCCAAUACUGUGAGCCGUGGCAGAUUCUGCAUGUAUAGUCAGAGCUGUAACUCGCCCAUUCCAUUUCCUCUGACACCAACUGCCACUUCAUCAACAUAGGCACAAAAUAUUAAAUUAAUGGUUUAAAGUAAUAAUGAGGAUGAUUAUGCAAUUUUACUAAUGAAUUUAUGUAAAUAUGUACAGUUUUAGUAUUUUAUUUUGUACACUUUUUUAGGACAAAAUGAUCAAUUUGUAAAGUAUUUCCUUCUCAGACAAAAAACCUUUCCUUUCCCAUAUUUACGUUGGUUUUGUAAAGAGAAUACUUUGUGAGCAGUAGCAUUUCUUUGUUUUUAUGGGAGUCGACUUUUAUUUAACAAAUUAAAAUGUUUACCUGUAUCUUU
Tachysurus fulvidraco (yellow catfish) is the source of this 6145-nucleotide messenger RNA. It is a transcript of the gene mbd6, whose product is annotated as methyl-CpG binding domain protein 6. The transcript is spliced from 14 exons. The record is from RefSeq and is a predicted model, not a curated record. Lineage: Eukaryota; Metazoa; Chordata; Actinopteri; Siluriformes; Bagridae. Gene Ontology annotation, molecular function: DNA binding; chromatin binding. The coding region runs from base 738 to 5105 and encodes 1455 amino acids. Gene Ontology annotation, cellular component: nucleus; chromocenter.